AAGAGCCCCGGCCGCAGGUCAGGAGGGCAGAGUGAGAGGGGGAACACCAAGUGAGCAGGGAAGGGAGCCUCUUAGCCCCAGCUAGAGGCCUGAGAGAUGGAGGGCGCCCACUACGACCCGGCUCCGGCAGCCGCCGAGAGCUACUUCGGCUCAGACGAGGAAACUGAGGAGCUGGAGACUGAGGAGGAGUCCGAAGGAGAGGAAGAAACCACCGCUGAAACUGAGGACGAGCUGGACAGCAGCAGGUUAACAGACCAGAAUGAAGAGGACAAGACCAAGCAGGAGUGCAUUAUAUCUGACCCCUCCUUUUCCAUGGUCACAGUUCAACGUGAAGAUAGUGGAAUAACCUGGGAGACCAGCUCAAGUAGAUCCUCCACUCCCUGGGCCUCAGAAAGUAGUUUAACUUCUGAUAUGUAUAGUUUGGAAGGGUCAACAUUAAGUUCCCCUCCAGGGAACAUUUCUUUUAUCUUAGAUGAAGGUAAGAAGGUUCGGAAGAGAACCCAUAAAUCAUCAUCAAAACAUGGCUCCCCAGCUUUGCGUCGGAAAGGAGGCAAAAAGAGACACUCCUUGGAAGGCCAGGCGGAUGUUCCAGCCAAUACAAAAGACAACGCUCUAAUUUCAGAUGGAAAGUUACCUGGCACAGAACAAGAGAAAUCAUCUAUUGGUACUUAUGACAAAACCAGAAAAAAGAAGACCACCUCAAACACCCCCCCUAUCACUGGGGCAAUAUACAAAGAACACAAACCAUUAGUAUUAAGACCAGUUUACAUAGGAACAGUACAAUAUAAAAUUAAGAUGUUCAAUUCAGUGAAAGAAGAAAUAAUUCCCCUCCAAUUUUAUGGAACAUUGCCAAAGGGCUAUGUAAUUAAGGAAAUCAAUUACAGAAAGGGGAAAGAUGCAUCUAUUACUUUAGAACCAGAUUUAGGAAAUCAGGACUCUAGCAUAUCUUCUAAAGCAAACAAAUCAAUGACCCAAAUUAUAGAGAGUAAUAAAGAAAAGCAGCUUUCCCCACCCUGGAGAGAAAAAAUGUCUAGAGAGUCCAGGCCAAUGCCAUCAUUUCUUAGGGAUGUAGAACAGCCAAAGGAUAUUGACUCAUAUUCUCCCCUAAAUGCAGCUGCAGCAUCUGGACCCAAACAUACUGUCCCCUCAUAUUCUAGUAAUGAAGCUGUGGAGUCUCAGAGUCUUCCAUCAUCACUUUCAACACUUCCAGUUGAAGAAGCACCAAUGCGUAAAAUACAAAUGGAUUCUCCAGAUGCUGCAGCAUUUGAAUUGGCAUCCCCCAAAAUGGUGAAGGAAGAAUUGACGCCUGAGACACAAGCUGAAGCCUCAUCACCCCUGCUUUCAACUUCACCAUCUUUUGUGGAUGAGGUUGGGGAAGAAGAAAGAGAAUCUGAUUUAUUGGCAACUGCUACCACAUCUAUUUCUGAGAAUCUUACUUCAUCUAAGGCAGAGGAGGAAGCCUUGGAGUUAGAUUCACAAGUCACUGCAGUGUCUGCCCCAGAACCUUUUGGUACAAAUGUAGAAAACCUGGGACAAUCUUCCCUAGAAAAAGAAGAACUUGUUUCUCCAACAGGUGAAGAGGAGACUGAGGAGACUGAGCCUGAGUCAUCAGUUUCUUUCUCCAAACCUUCAGCUGUGGGAGAAAUUAAAGAAGAGGGGGAUGGUUCUUUGCCAGUAACUUCAGGGCCAGAACUCGAACCCUCAUAUGUAUCAGAAGAAGAGAUCAUUGAAAUUGAUUACCCAGAAAGCCCAUCUCCCUCUGAAAAUGCCAUUCCUCCACAUUUGGUUCAUGAAGAGGAGAGAGAAGAAAAUGAAUCCGACUUACCACUAUUGGCCACAUCCAUUUCUGAACAUGUGGCUUUAUUGGAGAAAGAGAGAAAGGAAAUUGGACCUAUUUCUCCAGAUUCAGACUUUGCAUCUGAAUUUUCAGGUCCAUCAUAUUCAACUCAUGAACUAGAGGAAAAAGAAACUAAGCCAGUUUCUCCACCAGAUAUAAUGUCAACCUCUGAAUCUGAAAUUUUGUCAGAAGAAGAGAUUGUGCCAUAUUCUCCAGGGUUCACAUCUGUAGCUCAGCAUUCUAUGACUUCUCCUACAGCAGAAGAGGAAAGUAUUGAAUACAAGCCUCCCAUUCAGCAUUCAGCAGCUACAUCUGGACCUGCCAUCUUCUCAGAAGAAGAGACUUUAGAAAGUGAGCGUUAUACACCAGAUUCCACAUCGGCUUCUGAAUAUUCGAUUCCCCCAUAUGCAGCACAGGAAUUACAGAAGGAAGACACCAGCCAAAGGUCUCCAUUAAGCCCCCUUGCUGCAACUGAUCACAUGAUUAUGUCUGAAGAAGAAAAAGAUGAUAUUGGACCCUAUUCUCCAGAUUCAGCAUUUGUGUCUGAAUAUUCAGUUUCACCUCGUACAGUUCAAGAGUCAGAGAAAGAAGAAUUUGAACAAGAUUAUCCAAUACACUCUACAUCCCCUUCUGAGCACACUUUGACCGAAGAAGAGCAUGAUGAGACUGAACCUUUCUCACCAGACUCAGCCUCUGACAUUUCAAUCCCAGCUUACAAAACACCUGAACCAGAGAAGGAGACUGAACCUGGUUCACUGCUAACUUCAAUGUCUGUUUCAGAAUAUUCCAUUUUUUCAGAAGCAGAGAAGGAAGAAAUUGAGCCCAAGACCCAAGCAUCUACAAUGUCUGCCCCUGAUCAUCCCACUCUUUCAGACAGGCAAAAAGUUCAACAUUCCUCUAUAGAGCCAAGGUCUGAAAAUUUGAACCUGCCAUCUUCAACUGCUGGUGUAGAGAAGGAAGAAGUCAAACCUGAUGCCCAAGGAGUGGCCACAUCAGUAUCUGAAUAUCUCAUUUCAUCACAGAAGCAAAAAAUUGAAGGUCCCUCUCAAGUACUUGAGUCUGAACACUCAAUGCCACCAUCUUCAACUGCUGGUGUAGAGAAGGAAGAAGUCAAACCUGAUGCCCAAGGAGUGGCCACAUCAGUAUCUGAAUAUCUCAUUUCAUCACAGAAGCAAAAAAUUGAAGGUCCCUCUCAAGUACUUGAGUCUGAACACUCAAUGCCACCAUCUUCAACUGCUGGUGUAGAGAAGGAAGAAGUCAAACCUGAUGCCCAAGGAGUGGCCACAUCAGUAUCUGAAUAUCUCAUUUCAUCACAGAAGCAAAAAAUUGAAGGUCCCUCUCAGGUACGUGAGUCUGAACACUCAAUGCCACCAUCUUCAACUGCUGGUGUAGAGAAGGAAGAAGUCAAACCUGAUGCCCAAGGAGUGGCCACAUCAGUAUCUGAAUAUCUCAUUUCAUCACAGAAGCAAAAAAUUGAAGGUCCCUCUCAAGUACUUGAGUCUGAACACUCAAUGCCACCAUCUUCAACUGCUGGUGUAGAGAAGGAAGAAGUCAAACCUGAUGCCCAAGGAGUGGCCACAUCAGUAUCUGAAUAUCUCAUUUCAUCACAGAAGCAAAAAAUUGAAGGUCCCUCUCAGGUACGUGAGUCUGAACACUCAAUGCCACCAUCUUCAACUGCUGGUGUAGAGAAGGAAGAAGUCAAACCUGAUGCCCAAGGAGUGGCCACAUCAGUAUCCGAAUAUCUCAUUUCAUCACAGAAGCAAAAAAUUGAAGGUCCCUCUCAAGUUCUUGAGUCUGAACACUCAAUGCCACCAUCUUCAACUGCUGAUGAGGGAAAGAAAGAAGAAAUUUCACCUCAUUUGUCAGUACCUGUAGCGCCUGUUUUCAAGAAGGCAGAUUCAUCUGAGAAAGAAAAAAUUGGGCCAGUUUUACCAGAAACUUCAGUAAGUAGGCCUCAAGAGUCAAUCACAUCAGAAUCAACUCAAAAAACGAAGAAAGAGCUAGGACCCAAACCUGCACAUGCUCAAAAGGGGGCAUCCGAACAUUUGGCUUUUUCAAAAGCAAGCAAGGAAGAAAUCAUGCUCAACUCUCAGGUGGUUCCAUCUGAAUACCCAGUUUCAUCCCAGCAUAAAGAAAUGGAAUCUCAUUCUCCAAGGACCCCAGAGUAUGUGACAGAACCUUCAGUUGCAUCUGGGGAGUCAGGGAAGAAAGUGGGAUCUGAUUCUGUGUCAAUUGAGACACCUGUUCCUCAACAGGAAACUUCAUUGAAGAAUAAGGAAAACCUGAAAGACACCCCAAAAGCAAAAUAUUUAGCUGGAUUUGAAGUUUCACAAGCAGAGACAAAGGGAAAGGUUAGUCAGGACAAAGAACAAGCAGCCAUACCUGGAUCCCAGCAUCAGGUUUUAUCAGAAUCAGAGAAGGAGAAAACUCCACAUCCUCCUGAACUGAAAUUCUCAUCUUUGUUAGAAGAAAAUAAAAAAGAAAUUGUACCUGAUUCUUCACAAGCCACAGCAUCAGAAUUCAGACAUCCACAUUUGUCCAAAGAAAUCCAAUCAGGUUCACCACUUCCUGAAACAUGUGUAUCUGAUUCAGUUUUAUCAAAAGAAAGGAAAGGAGAAGUAGACAGCCUUUCACCACCAACAGAACAUCUGGUUCUAAAUAAGGAAGAAAAGGAAGUAGGGGAAUCUGGUACUUCCCCCAUUGAAAAAGCUGCAUCUAAGCCUCCAAUCAGAUCAGAAGUAGAAGUAGAUAAAGUAGAUAAAGAAGUAGAAGUAGAUAAAGAAGAAAAGAAUUUCCAGGCAUCACCACACGAUAGAUACUCAACAGAACAUUCAAUUUCAUCAAAAGAGAGACAAGAAGAGGAAGAACCCAGGUCACCUGUGCCUGAGCAUUCAGUUUUAUCAAAGGUAGGAAAUGAUCAAGGGCUUCCACCUCUGACAGUUCCUGCAACUGAACAUUUGACUUUGUCUGAGAAACAAACCUCCGAAUCGUCUCCUCUGGCAUCAGUGACCAGAAGCUCCGUUCCACCACACAUGACUAUUGAAGGAGAGAAAGAAGAUACCAAACUUCCUUUAUUAGAGACUACAAUAUCGGCAUCUGAGCAUCGAGUUUCAUCCCAAGCAAAGGGAGAAACAAAAUAUCCCUCCCAUGAAUUGGAAACUUUGGUGACAGAAGAGGUCUCCAUGAAAUCAGUAACUCCUGCAGGUGAGAGGAGCAGACAAGAGCCUGCAACUUUGAUGCCAGAGAAGGGGCAUUUGCUGACAGAAAGGCCAGAUGGCCCUUCAUUGAGGCAUACAUUGGAGCCUGAGAAGACAGUCAUGCCACCCUAUGCACUAGAAUUAUCAGGGAGUGUAUCGCAGAGCUUAGUGAGUGAAUGUGAACGGGAGAAUGCAGAUCAAGAGAAAUCUCUCUCACCAGAAAUAGGAAGCUCAGGACUGGAAAGGGUAAAAUCUGAGGCUAAGACCAGGGAAGAAGGGAAACAAGAGCACAAGGAUCUUUCUUUAUCUCUCUCAGGGCCUAAGGUGAAAGAGCAGCAUGAGGUUUCUGCCCCAUCACAUGUUUGUCAGGAAAAUCUGAAUCAAGAAACAAAGCCUUUCACCACCAAGGUGGCCAGUGGGGUGUCAGAUGAAUCAGUAGCGUCUUUUGUUAAAAAAGAAAAUCCAGAACUGCAGCAAGAUCAUUUUUCAUUAAAAGAAUUAUUGCAAGAGUCAAGGGACUUGGCAGACUCUAACAAAGGAGAGGAGCAAAAAGCUCAUUCUUUGACCCCCGCAGGAAAUUUGGUCCCACAAAAGUCAAGGGAUAUUUUGACCAAAAUGAAUGAAGACAUUGCCCAAACACAUUCAUCCCCUGUGUCAGAAAAUGUAUCUGAGCCAUCCAAGAUGAAGUUUUCUGAUCUUUCUGAGGGCCUUGCAAAGCAAAAAACUACACGAUACCCAGAUGAAGUUGUUAAUUUACCUGAUCUGUCAACACAGGAUAUUGCUAAGUCACAUUCUUUUGAAGAAGCACAUUUGCCUUUGGAAGAGUCCAAAUCUGUUGUGACAAUGGAAUGUAGAGAUGUUAAGGAGGCAAAAGAGUCCCUCCCUUUGCCAAAAGAACACAUUUGGGUCCCAGGAGAACCAAGCCAAGAGCUGGCUGGCCCUAAGGAGGAAAGAUUGCUGGAGUCAGGGCAGCCAUAUUCCUCUGCCACAGAUGGAAGAUUAUUGGGAGAACUAACAUCUGCUCCAACUGAGAAGAAACAAAUAUAUAAAUAUGUACAAGAAGAAAGCCUUUACCCGGCUGAAGAACCUGUUUUAUCAGCUCAGGGACCACCAACAUCUCCUCUGAGCAGGCCCCAUGACCAUAAGGAGAAACUGAUAACUCAAACUUACUCUUCCGAAGUAAAAGUGGCCAAAGAGCCAAAAGGUGCAGGUCAAGUUGAAAAUGUAAGUAAACCUGAAGCUAAAGUAGAGCAGAUCUCUUCAUUAGUGAGUUCUGAAAGUGGGAUAUCAGAAAAUUUAGGCAUUGAAGAAGAUGGCCAAGAAGAAUUCAUACCAACUAAGGUCCAAAUGCGAAUCUCUGAAGACCACAGAAAGGAGCAGGUAAAGCCUGAAACUAUUCCUUCUCCAGUCAAAGCAAUCAGUUAUCUGGCAGAAGAUUCAGAAACAGCCUUAGGUGAUGAAAAAGAAGAUCUGGGAAGAACACCACAUUCUUUCACAGAGAAAAAACUGUUGCAGGAAUCAAAAGCAGACACUUCAAAGGUCUCAAAAUAUGCCAAUGAAGCCCAACAGCCAGAAACAAAGAAACCUCUGCCUGAGGCCAGAAUCUCAAGUCAAGAAAAAUCAAAACUUUCCCUAAUUCAACCUAAGGAAAUAACUGCACCACUGGAUUCCCCAGAAAUAAUCAACAAAGUGCCUGAGCAGGCUGACACUCCUGCUACAGGAGCUCUUACUGAGAGUAAAGCCAAAAAAGGAGUUUCAUCUUUCAAAUCCUGGAUGGCCAGUCUGUUUUUUGGAGCUAGCACUCCAGAAAAUGAUGUUGAUGAAAAAGAAGCUCCAGAAACGCAGCCCAGCCCUGCUGCAGGCACAGCUGUGUUGGGGGAUGAGGCUAAAACAACAGUUCCAGCUGCCCCUGAUGACUUAAACGAAGCUGAGGAACCAGCAUCAUCUCCUUUAUCAAUGUCAGGACUUUUGACUGAGAAAGAACAUCCAGCCAUUUUAGUUAAAGCCAGUGAAGAAAGGGAGCUAAAAGAAACACCACUAUCUUUACCUAACCAAGUAGGUAAGGAACCAUCCAAGUUGACUCCAUUAAGAGGUGAAAUAGUGUCACAAAAGUCAGAGCCACUACCAACUCAUCAUUUACCAGAAUCAAAACUAAUAUCUGUGGCAGAAUCUAGAACUGUUGUAACAGAAUCUGGAAAACCAAGACAGUCCAAAGAAGAGUCUAUAUUUUUAUCUGCCACAGAAGAAACCACCCCAGAGCUGUCCAAACCCAUUUCUGGGAAUCUUAUUGAAGAACAUAAAACACCAGGAUAUAGGAAGGAAGAAAUGCAAUCUCUAUCAAACAGAGGAAUUGAGAUGCCAUCAAAAGAACCAGCAAGCAUAAAAGUUACUUCUGCUCAGGGCAGGACAUAUCUUGAAAGUGAGUCAAGAGCAGACACUUCAAAGGUCACACAAUAUGCUGAUGAAGCCCAGCAGUCAGAAACAAAGAAACCUCUGCCUGAGGCCAGAAUCUCAAGUCAAGAAAAAUCACAACUUUCCCUAAUUCAACCUAAGGAAAUAGCUGCACCACUGGAUUCUCCUCUUCUGGGAAAGAAAUUGGUUUCAGAAGAAGCUGAAAGUGGUGCUCCCAUUCACUUCACUGGUGAUAACAAGGUACAGAAGGCAGAAAUCUACUCUCCCUCUGUGACAAGCCAGUUGAUAGAAAAAUCAAAGAGUGUUUUAACUUAUCUUGAUGAACAGCAAAAAUUGUCCUCUCCAGAGAAAGUGGAUCAAGUUAGUUGGCCACCAAAGCCAGCUACAUCGGAAUUUGCAGAUGAAAGUUUCAAGAAAGACUCAGCAAAGUUGGAACCAAGAACUUUGACAAUGGAAGAACCACAAGGUAGAUUAAUUAAAGCUGAUGGUGACAGACCAGAGAAAGAAAUGACGAAGACUAUGUCUUCCACAUUUUAUGAUGAUGAGUCCAAACUAAGAACUGUAAGCUCAACUGAUGAAGAAAAUGUCCCAGAACAAAAACCAUAUUGCAUCACCGAAAAAGAUGUGCUGGCAGAAAAACCAGAAAUGGUGGCCCCAUUGAUACUCAGAGAUGCAAACAAAAUAAGCAUGGCAGAGGAACCAAGACUACAUAAAGCAGAACACGCAAAAGAGUCUGUAUUUCAAUUCUGUGAAAAUAAAGAAGAUGAAGGAAUGUUGUCUAAGAUACCUGUUGGAGUCAGUGUGGGCUCAGAGCCACCCAAGUCUACUGCUCCAGCCACCAAUGAAAAUCAAAUCUUUUCUGCAGAGAGAGGCAUGUGGGAAGAUUCAAAGCCUCAUCCAAUUCUGGGAGCCAGAGAGGUGUCUGAUGAGCCAGGGAUGAUUCUUGGAAGUUCAGUGGAUGAGAGUCAACCACUAUCAUUUGCUAAAGCUGAUUUUUUCAAGGACUCACAAAUUGCUUCAGUGGGCCCUACAGAAGGGCACAAAGAAAAGAGUUGUCAAUCUCCUUUGUUAGGUAAAGAAAAGGUAAUUUCAGAAAGAUCUGAAGCCAUCACAGUCAGUUCUGAGGAGGAAGUUGAACAACACCUUCCAGGUGAAACUAAUCAAAGGACUCAGACAUACUUAGCAGGGAAAGCCAGUUUUGCCUCUGAAGAAUCAGGAUUCACCUUUGGAAUUUCUUAUGAUGAAACCAAGAAUCUGAAAAACCAAACAUGUUCUUUGGCUAAAGCAAAAUCAGUUACUGGAGAAUCACAAAUGGCGCUCUCGGUGGCUCAUCCCGAAAUCAAGGGAACAAAGAUUUCUGUGAUUUCAGAAUCUUCUCCAGAAGUUAAAAGGUCACAGAUACCAGAAGUUUCAACACCAGAACUAACUGGCACAGGUCAGGCUCAACAAGAAAAAGAUAGGGCCCCAGGCUCACCUAUUCUACCCACCUUUGUCUCAAAGCAAAUUUCUGAUUCCCAGAUAAAACCUGUGGAACAUCUUCGGGUAGAUAAACUUUACCCAUCAGCAGUUCAUGAUUCUGACCAAAGAACAUUUGAUAAGCCAUCAACUAAGAGUGAAGAAAUUUUUUCCACUGUAGCAGAGGAACCUGAAAAUGUUUUUGUAAAAAAUGGAGCAUUUGCAGCUCCUGUUGUGACCAGCAAGCCCCCUGGCCUCACAGAAGAUCAAAAAAAUGCCUUUAGCAUCAUCUCUGAAGGUUGUGAGAUAUUGAACAUUCAUGCUCCUGCUUUUAUUUCAUCUGUUGAUGAGGAGGAGUGUGAACAAAUGAAGGAUAAAUUAGAGUACUUGGAAGAGAAGACUUCAAAGAGCAUUCAGCUCUUUCAUGAUGCUAGGGAGGAGACUACAAACCAGGAAACUGUGAGAAAUAAAUCUCAUGUAGGUCAUUUGGAAGAAGAUGUGUCCCUGGUGAAGGGUCAGAUGCAAGAGAAACCUCUUCCAGCAGAAGAGAACAUUUCCACUGACUCCGAUGUGGCCUUCAGUUCUCACAUGACACCAAGUGAUGUGGAUUAUUUUGAAAAAUAUACUUUGAUUGACUAUAACAUCUCCCCAGAGCCACAGAAAAGGGAAUCUCUUCCGAAGCAGGAUAUUGAAGGAGAACCCCAAAAGAAAGUUUCUGAAGAAACGGUCUCUUUCUUGGAAAGUUCAGAAGACAGGACACUAGAAUGUGAGUUUGAAUUGGUGAAAUUAGAUGAAAGCUUUUAUGGAAUGGAAAAGGGUGAUGAGCAAGUUCCUCAUACACAAUCUCAGCCAUCUUUACUUGCCCUCCAAUCAGCUACCAGUGAGACUCCAAGGGAUAUAGCCAGAGAGGGGGAAUCAAAGUCCCCUGGAAUGCCCUUAUUCAAUGCAGAAGAAGGGGUGUUAUCCCGAACUCAGCUUUUUCCUACUGAAGUUAAAGCCAUUAACCCAGAACUGCUCGAGGAGCCACCAGCACUAGCAUUCUUCUAUAAAGAUCUGUACGAAGAAGCAGUUGGGGACAAAAAGAAGGAAGGCGAGGCCACCUCUGAUGGGGAGAGCCUGAAUUCUGAGGCUUCAUUUCCAAGCAGACAUUCUGAUGCUGAGGAGGAGGCUGGAAUGUAUUUCGAGAAAUACAUUCUCAAAGAUGACAUUCUCCAUGAGGCAUCGGGAUAUCAGAAAGACCAAGACCAACCUCUGGAAGAAAUACCAGUUGGUAAAGAUGACUCAUGCCAACUGAUAGCUGCAGAAGGAGAAGUCUGGGGGAGGUUUGGAACUAUUUCUGGGGAGAUGGGCAUGAAGGAGGAACAGAAAGCUAUGCUCAAUGAAGGGGAAUUUAGAAACAGCAUGGAGAACUCUAAGGAUAAAGAGUUACAGGGGAAGACGCCCAUUACUGAGGAAGUCCAAUUGGCUUCUCAGAAAAUUAGUUAUGCAGUGCCCUUCCAAGAUGCACAUCACAUCCUGGAGAGAGUAGAUGAAUCUGAUGGCCAGGGUAUUGAAGAAGAAAAUGCCAGUGCUGAAGCAAGUCAACAUAUCCCAGUAGAAGUGUCUUAUCCAGAAGAAGAAUUUGUGUCAGGUGCAACACCUGUUCCAGAAAGCCUACAAGUAGAACCUCAAGAACUUGUCGCUCCUGAAAUGAGGGAAGCAAGGCCCUGCAGCAGUCCUGUGCAGGAUGAAUAUGAGUUUGCAGAAUUAAUGAAUUAUGAAGUGGUAACUCAAGCGGAUCUCUUAUCAGAUGACUUGUUGUCUGAAUCCACACCUGAAGAUGUCCUAUCCCAAGGCAAGGAGUCUUUUGAGCUUGUUGGCGAAAAUGAUGAAUUUGCCAAGGAUGCAGAACAAAGGAGGUCUGCUCCACAGAAGGAUUUGGGGUCUGAGGUUGUAGAGCCAGAACAAUUAUUGGCAGAAAUGGAAGAUGCACAGAAAGAAGCAAAAAAAUCCCAGAUCGACACAUAUUGCUACACAUGCAAAUGUCCUAUUUCUGCAAUUGACAAGAUAUUUGGCGCACACAAAGACCACGAAGUUGCUGCACUUGACACAGCUAUCAGUGUGGUCAAGAUUCAAUUAGGGGAAUUUCUCGAGAAUUUAAAAGAAAAGUCCCUGAAGAUUGAAGCAUUUGUUACUGAGAUAGAAUCAUUCUUCAAUACUAUUGAGGAAAACUGUAGCAAAAAUGAGAAACGACUUGAAGAACAGAAUGAAGAAAUGAUGAAGAAGGUGCUGGCCCAGUAUGAUGAGAAGGCACAGAGCUUUGAGGAGGUGAAGAAGAAAAAAAUGGAAUACCUGCAUGAGCAGAUGGUGAAUUUUCUACAGUCUAUGGAUACCGCCAAGGAGACUCUAGAGACAAUCGUAAAGGAAGCAGAAGAACUUGAUGAGGCUGUUCUCCUAACUUCAUUUAAUGAGAUCAAUGACAGGCUGCUUUCAGCAAUGGAGAGCACAGCUUCUCUAGAAAACAUUCCUACUGCAUUUUCACUUUUUGAGCAUUAUGAUGACAGUUCAACAAGAAGUGACCAGACAUUGAAACAAGUAGCAGUACCACAGCCUCCCAUAUUAGAACCUCAGGAACCCAACUCUGCCACCAGUACGACGAUUACGGUUUAUUGGAGUGUGAGGAAAGAGGAUGUCAUUGAAUCUUUCCAGGUCUACUGCAUGGAAGAUCCUCAAGAAGACAGUGAAGCAAAUGAAUUGGUGGAAGAGUACCGGCUUACCGUAAAGGAAAGCUAUUGCCUUUUUGAAGAUCUUGAACCCGGCCGGUGUUACCAAGUAUGGGUGAUGGCUGUCAACUUCACAGGAUGUAGCCUGCCGAGUGAAAGAGCCACUUUCAGAACUGCACCCUCCACCCCGAUAAUUAAGGCCGAGGACUGCACGGUGUGCUGGAACACCGCCACCAUACGAUGGAGCUCCGCCAACCCCGGGGCUUCGGAUGCCUAUACCCUGGAGUACUGCAGGCAGCAUUCUCCAGAGGGAGAGGGGCUCAGAUCUUACUCUGGAAUUAAAGGAUUUCAGCUAAAAGUUAACCUCCAGCCCAAUGAUAACUACUUUUUCUAUGCCAAAGCUGUGAAUGCUUUUGGGACAAGUGAACAGAGUGAAGCCGCCCUCAUUUCCACCAGAGGAACUAGAUUUCUCCUAUUGAGAGAGACUGCUCACCCUGCUCUCCAGAUUUCUUCGGAUGGGACAGUAAUCCGCUUUACUGAGAGGAGAAGGCUCACUGAAACUCCAUCUGUCCUGGGUGAACAGCUACCUGCCUGUGGCCAACAUUACUGGGAAACCACAGUAACAGAGUGUCCAGCGUAUCGUCUUGGAAUCUGCUCCAGUUCCGACAUGCAAGCCAGUGCCCUGGGACAGGGGGACACCUCUUGGUAUAUGCACUGUUCUGAACCACAGAGGUAUAAAUUUUUCAGCAAUGGCACCGUGAGCAAUGUCCAUGUGACUGAACAUCCAGUCAGAGUGGGUAUUCUGCUAGAUUACAGCAACCAGAGACUUUUAUUCAUAAAUGCUGAGAGUGGGCAGUUGCUCUUUACCAUCAGGCACAGAUUUGCUGGUGCUGUUCACCCUGCCUUUGCCCUAGAGAAGCCUGGGCAAUUCACCCUGCACCUGGGGAAAGAGCCACCAGAUUUUUUGAGGCAUAAAUAAGGAUUUGCUUUCAAAGUAGUAUUAUUUGGAAGAGAAGGAGUUCACAUUUAAGGGGUCUGUUCUCCUUUCCACAGGUCCUGAGCACAUGUGUCCAUACCCACACUCAUAGCUGCUAAUGACAGCAUUACUCAUAAAAAUAAUAACAGCACACAUGGGACAGUGCUAUUUUUCAUUUGUGUGGCCCUGAGUGAGAAGAGAGGAUUAAAUGGCCUCUGCCCAUUGAACCAUACACUGUGAUACAUGCUCAAAAUAAAAUUUUCAAGUAAAGGAUUGGGUUAGACCUGUUGGUCCAAAUGGAGAGAGCUACAUUCAUACAAAGGAAUAAUCUUUUCAUUAUUAAGGAAUAAUUACUCUAAUGGACAGUGUGGAAUAAGAAAAAGGGGUAUGAUGAUCUCCCCUGUGAAUGAGUUGCUUCUCCCACUGAAGGAACAGCUGACUCUUUCCACAGGGAAAUAAAACACAACAAGUCUCAGGACAUUACACCAUGAGACAAUGUGUCCUAGACAUGGAAUGAUACUUCUUACUCUGAUAAUAUGCUAUCUGUUGUAAAAGUUAUGGUGAACUAUUGUAUAAUAUUGUAUACUCUUGUACACAAGCCCCUUUUCUUUCAGAAUUAAAAUGUAGAGCUGCUAAAUAUUAGGAAUCUGCAUUUCUAUAAAUAAAUGGGUAGAAAAUACAAAAUAAAAAUGGUGGCCAUGAAGGUUUUAUUAUGGAAAAUGAAUCAUAGAUGAUCCUAUAUGACAAAGUUUCUUUUCUAGAACACCAGAGGGAAAAUGUUGAUGGAUAUUGUAUUUCCAGGGACUGAACUUUGAUUAGUGAAAAUGAUGUCACACAUUUUUCGCACACACACAAUUUUUUUAAGUCAUUACAUUCUGUCUUGGAAUCAAUAGUGUGAAUUGGUUCCAAGGCAGAAACGCAGUAAAGUCUAGGCAAUGGGGGUUAAGUGACUUGCCUGGGGGUCACACAACAAGGAAGUAUUUGAGUUCAUGUUAGAACCCAGGACCUCUUGUCUCUAGGUCUGGCUUUCUAUCCGCUGAAAUACUUAGCUGCCCCCAUCACAAAAAUUUUAUUUAUUCAUAGACAAAAUUAGAUAUGAUAAAAAGAGAAAGUACAUGCUUCUCACAUUAUAUAGUUUUUAAACUCACGUUUUAAUGACUUCUUUAGUCAUCAAAUCCCAGUCCUUUAUGAAAGCAAUGACAAAAACAACCCCUUCCCCACCUCCCAUAAUGAAUUCCUUCUCUCCAUGUACACACACAUUUGUUCAAUGACUGCAUCUGAAAAUGUAUUCAACCUUCUGCCUGUGAAAGGGAUUUUUUUUUGUCUUAACUUAAUCAAUCAAGUACUUGGAGUGCUCCACUCUUUUAACUUAAUCAGUCAGGAACUCAAGGAUCUUUUUGAUAAAAGUU
Monodelphis domestica (gray short-tailed opossum) is the source of this 13988-nucleotide messenger RNA. It is a transcript of the gene CMYA5, whose product is annotated as cardiomyopathy associated 5. Gene Ontology annotation, molecular function: protein binding. Gene Ontology annotation, cellular component: cytoplasm. The record is from RefSeq and is a predicted model, not a curated record. Lineage: Eukaryota; Metazoa; Chordata; Mammalia; Didelphimorphia; Didelphidae.